CUUUAAAUCAUAUGUAUUGCCUAAAUAGUUUUUAAACAGUGUCAGAAGGAAACUGAAAGUGAAAAUCUCACUAAGGUUUAAAGGCUGCUUCAAGAGCAGAGGACCUGACGCUGUCCUAUUGUCUACAUGGCUUCGUCACUCCAAGAGCCCAAGCCUGGAGACCUGAUUGAGAUUUUUCGUGUUGGCUACGAGCACUGGGCCAUCUAUAUAGGAGGUGGCUAUGUGAUCCAUCUGGCUCCUCCAAGUGAGUACGCCGGGGCUGGCUCCUCCAGCCUCUUCUCAGUUCUGAGCAGCAGGGCGGUGGUGAAACAGGAGCGCCUGAAGGAUGUGGUAGGGAACUGCGACUACCAGAUCAACAACUACUUGGACCACCGGUACAGACCAAGGCCUGUGGAGGAGAUCAUCAGUUCUGCGAAGGAGAAGGUUGGUGAGGAGAUGGAGUACAGUGUUGUGGGCAAAAACUGUGAGCACUUUGUCACCGACCUCAGAUACGGCACACCAUGCAGCAGACAGGUGCAAGUGGCCCUGAUUGGAGGAGGUGCAGCUAUGGCACUUGGAUUUCUGACUGUGGUUGGAUCCUCAGUUUUGAACAGGAGACGCCAAAACCAGUGACAGCCAGGAGCAACCACAAAAUCCGGUGUGAGAAGCAGCUGUGGAGGCCCCACAGAGGAUUUGACCCUCACUCGCUUUCUUGUUCGUCCCUCUUUUUCUUUCCCUCUCACUACUUGCUAAAAUAAAAACUUUAGAGAAAUUAAA
Messenger RNA from Tupaia belangeri chinensis (Chinese tree shrew), 756 nucleotides. It is a transcript of the gene PLAAT4, whose product is annotated as phospholipase A and acyltransferase 4. Gene Ontology annotation, molecular function: A2-type glycerophospholipase activity; glycerophospholipid phospholipase A1 activity. The coding region runs from base 127 to 612 and encodes 161 amino acids. NCBI's taxonomy places the organism in Eukaryota, Metazoa, Chordata, Mammalia, Scandentia, Tupaiidae. The transcript is spliced from 4 exons. The record is from RefSeq and is a predicted model, not a curated record. Gene Ontology annotation, cellular component: cytoplasm. Gene Ontology annotation, biological process: N-acylphosphatidylethanolamine metabolic process.